Messenger RNA from Nilaparvata lugens (brown planthopper), 767 nucleotides. RefSeq names its product neuroglobin-1. The record is from RefSeq and is a predicted model, not a curated record. The coding region runs from base 145 to 633 and encodes 162 amino acids. Lineage: Eukaryota; Metazoa; Arthropoda; Insecta; Hemiptera; Delphacidae. Gene Ontology annotation, molecular function: oxygen binding; heme binding. The transcript has 4 exons.
UCGUCAGUCAUGAAGAGUGAGUGAGACACGAAAGUCGCGCGAGGGGAGUUAGCAUGUCAACCACGAUUCAAUCAACACGCAACUGAUUAACUAUCAACUAACAACUAUCAACUGUUAACUGAACCUCAACUAUAUACUCACACCAUGAACCACGUAGAAAACAACCUAACGGGCACCUUAACUACAGAACACAAGGAAAUAGUGAAACAAACCUGGGCCAUCGUAGAAGCCGAUAAAUCUAAACAUGGCAAGGAUUUAUUUUUUGAAUUAUUCGUCGCAUUUCCCGACUACCUUUCCUUUUUCAAAGGAAAACUGUCGUCGAAAGAAGACCUCCUGACAGAUGAAAAGUUUGCCGAAGAGCACGUAGUCGGAAAAGUGAUGAACUCCAUCGGAAAAGUGGUAGAAAAUCUCGACAAUGAAAGCGUAAUUGAAGCCGCCUUAUUGCAGAUAGGGAGAAACCACUACAAACGUCAAGUACUUGAACCGCAUUUUGAAAACGCCAAAAAAGUACUACUAGCAGUACUCGAAAGAAACCUCGGCGACCUGUGGACCAAAGAAGUGGGAGAAGCGUGGGUGACCACACUGAACGUGGCGUUUUCAAUCCUUUACAGGGGUCUCCAAGCUGAAACAUAGUUUUCCCAACAAAAUUGACUGUUUACCAACUGAAAUUGACUAAUUUCCAACAAGAACGGACUAGGUUUCAACAAAAUAAACUACUAUUUCCAACAAAAUAGACUAAUUACCAACAAAAACGGACGAAUUUCCAA